Coprinopsis cinerea okayama7#130 is the source of this 240-nucleotide messenger RNA. RefSeq lists its product as hypothetical. The transcript is spliced from 2 exons. The coding region runs from base 1 to 240 and encodes 79 amino acids. NCBI's taxonomy places the organism in Eukaryota, Fungi, Basidiomycota, Agaricomycetes, Agaricales, Psathyrellaceae. The record is from RefSeq and is a predicted model, not a curated record.
AUGUAUCCUCCCUCCAUCGACAUGGAUAAGGAUGAUGGCUGGAUCCGGAACACAGCGGGAGAUCUCCUCUUUUGGGCUCUACCCCGAGACUGUCGCAACCUCAUCUCACCCGCAACCCAAUGGAAAAGCGGUGAAUUCUGCAAGCUUGAUUUGACCCACGCCGUUCACGGAACUGAAUGGACCAAGUGUCAAGAAAUGAGACCGCAGGGUGCACGACCCCAGCUCUGGCCCCUCGAGUAA